Molecule: messenger RNA, 3981 nt
Organism: Mytilus trossulus (common blue mussel)
Lineage: Eukaryota; Metazoa; Mollusca; Bivalvia; Mytilida; Mytilidae
Product: sodium- and chloride-dependent glycine transporter 1-like
Exons: 13
Coding region: 158-2245 (695 amino acids)
Biological process (GO): sodium ion transmembrane transport
Cellular component (GO): plasma membrane
Source: RefSeq, a predicted model, not a curated record
ACGCAUGUCCAUGAAUAAUUAACUUUACUACAAAUUACACACAACUUCAAUUGUUUAUUUUCAUACUUAAAAUAGGAAGCAAAGAAGUAACAUAUCAAAUUUAUUCCGCGUGUUGUGAAAUUAAAGAAACAAUAGAAAUAAGAUCGUCAAAAUUAAAAUGAUGAGAGACACAAAAGCUGUUGAUUCAGAGUCUGGAUUUUUACCGGUUUCUGAUAUGGAGGAUGGAAUUACUGAUGGCGGAGAAAAUGUCCAGUAUCUCUUCCCAGGCGUUCAAGUUGUUGAAGUUAAAGAACUACAUGUCACGAACCCACAAAACAGAGACGAUGCAUCCAGUUCAUUUAGUUCUAUGGGAAGUGAUGGAAGUGCAGAUUUCAAUGCAAAACUGGAAGAAUGCCAAGAAAGAGCAGCAUGGGGUGGCAAAUUAGAAUUUAUGUUAACAAUGAUUGGAUAUGCCGUCGGACUUGGAAAUGUCUGGAGAUUUCCAUACCUCUGCUACAAAAACGGUGGAGGUGCGUUUUUGUUGCCUUACUGCAUCAUGUUAGCUGUAGUUGGUUUACCGUUGUUCUACAUGGAGCUGGCGCUAGGACAGUACGCUAGUCUUGGCCCUAUAACAAUAUGGAGACUUAACCCUCUAAUGAAAGGUCUUGGCUAUGCUAUGGUGAUAGUGUCAUGGUUAAUUGGAUUAUAUUACAACGUUGUUAUAGCACACGUUCUGUAUUAUCUUUACUCAUCUUUUACUUCCGUGUUACCAUGGACAACGUGCAACAAUGAUUGGAACACCAAGCACUGCCUUAUUCCAACCGACUCUGAAUUUAAGAAAAAUGAAUCACUAUUCAAUGCAACUCUCGAGACUACUACUACGAGUUCCCCCCAGCUCAACUUCACCAGAACUCCAAGCGAGGAAUACUACAGGUUUAAUGUACUUGCACAGAAUGAUUCUAUAGACGAGUUUGGAACCAUACAGUGGCAUUUAGCAUUAUCUCUGUUUAUUGCUUGGCUCCUGGUGUUCUUAGUCUUAAUGAAAGGAAUCAAGUCUUUAGGAAAGGUUGUAUAUUUCACUGCCAUAUUCCCCUAUAUCAUGCUGACAGUUUUGUUUAUCCGGGGUGUAACAUUACCAGGAGCAGGUACUGGGAUUGCAUACUAUUUGAAACCCGACUUCGAACGUCUGCUAGACCCACGUGUCUGGAGUGAUGCUGCAACACAGAUCUUCUACUCACUGAGUGCCUGCUCAGGAGGAUUAAUUGCUAUGGCAAGCUACAACAAAUUUGACAACAACUGUUAUCGAGAUUCAUUAAUUGUCUGCCUUAUCAACUGUGGUACAAGUAUUUUUGCCGGCCUCGUCAUCUUUUCCGUUCUUGGUUUCAUGGCCUUAGAGAAAGGAGUAGGAAUAGCGGACGUUGCUGAUGAUGGACCUGGAUUGGCCUUUGUUGUUUAUCCAGAAGCACUCUCCCGAAUGCCUGUGUCACCAAUGUGGGCAGUGUUUUUCUUCAUCAUGAUGGCCACUCUUGGCUUUGGUUCAGAGUUUUCAAUUAUUGAGUGCGUACUGAGUGCAAUAGGAGACGAAUUCCCCAUUUUGAGAAAAGAAAGGAAAUACAACAUUGCUUUCCGUGCAACCUUUUGCUCUGUUGCAUUUUUACUGGGACUUCCAAUGAUAUGUAAUGGUGGUAUAUUCUUGUUGAAUCUGGUAGAUUACAGUGUAGGCGGGUUCCCCCUGCUAGUUGUUGGUCUGGUGGAACUGAUCACUAUCAAUUGGGUCUACGGUUACAGCAAGUUUGCAGACAAUAUACACAUGAUGCUUGGCCAUCAACCUGGUAAAUACUGGUUUAUAUGUUGGAAAUAUGGAUCUGCAUUAGUCAUUGCUAUAACUAUAAUUAUGAACAUUGCUAUGUACAAAGAACCUGAUCUUGAUGAUGUUCUGUAUCCUGAAUGGGCCAAGAGUUUAGGAUGGUUGAUUGCUAUGUUCCCUAUAGUUGUUAUACCAGCAUGGUUCCUUUAUAAAUACUGUAGAAUUGGAGGAUUUGAGUUGAUGAAGAUGGGUGUAAAACCUUUACCAUCAUGGGGACCAAUCAGUAAAAGUAAACAGAGGCAAUAUGCCGAUGUAGAAAACAGUGUAGAUAAACGACUAUCAAACCCAGCAUUUGCCAGAUUAAUGGGAAGUAAUGCAACAACAGUAACCGAGUGUUCCCCGGCAUCGUCGACCAUGAACUUGAUAAGGAGCAAAAACUUAAGUGAAUCUGAUGUUUGAUGACAGUUUGAAUUAGAAUGGACGUAAAACGGUUAUUCGGGUAUUUCAGAUACCAUCCGGACAUACGGAGGUAUAGAUCGUGAUUGGAUAGUGUAUUAACACUAUCUAACUAUAGUACUGACAGUGUCUGCAUACAGCACUGAGGCCGUCAAACCAUGGAAGUAAAAUAUAAUACUUCCAUGGUCAAACUAAAGUGAUCUGUCCGUAAAAUUAAUAUGUGAUAUUUUGCACGAUACAGGUUUUGUAGUGUAAAACAAACAGUCGAAAUUUGAUUGGAAUUAAUCAUUUGCGGUUUAAAUAAACUUGGGUAACUACUAAAGAGACAAUGUUUUAAUAUCAAACUUUUAAUUUAUUUAUUUUUAAAAUUCAUUGAUUAGUAUAGUUGUAAUUUUUUCUUCAGUUAUGAUUAAAUUUUUACCUCAAUAUGAAGCUGAGAGAUGUUACCACAAUUUCUGUUCGCUGUUAUUUUAGUUUACAGUUAUAUAUAAACAUCGCAGACGUUUAGGGUAUAUGCACCUAUUGAUUGACAUGAUUGAGGAAAAUUCAUUUUGGCAUUAAACAUUAUCCAUCAAAUUUUCAAAGUUAACAUUACUAGCUAUAGAGAUAUCUUUCAAAACAGUUGUUCAUGACCAUUUUUAGACUUUCAUUAUAGAUCAAUCUCAUUUGCCAUACUGUGUUCUCUACAUAUAUACGUAUUAUGGCGUGUUAUUUAAGUAGUUUAUAUAUACGUUUUAAAUAGCGUUUUUUUAGUUGUUGUUAAAAGUGAUAUGAUAAAUAUUAGUAAAUGAGACGAUGAAUAUUUGUAAAUAAGUUGAAGGAUUUGUUUGAUUCUAAUUUGUAUCCAUUAUUUGAAACAUGAAUGUGAGACAGAUGUAAAAAGUGAAUGAAUGGUGUGCAAAGUUUGAAUGUGUGUUGUAAUUUUUUAUGGGGAGGGGGACAUUUUUUAAUAUUGAUGGCAUUGUUUAUUUUGCUAUUUUGCUAGUGUACACUGCCAAUUACCUAGUCUAGUUAAUUCUCAUUUUUUUAUAUAAUAAAAACUGACUAUGAAUUAGUGGUUAACAUAUAUUCACAUGAUAUCAGGACUUUAUUUCUGUUGCAAUCUUUUAUCAAGUGACAAAAGGGAUUUCUCGAAAAGAAAACUUAUUAAUAACUAUUAUAUAUCAGUAACAUUUAUUUUAAGAGCAACAUUUAAAAAAUAAUAUGUGUAUCAGGAAGCAAUUUCGGACAUCAAAGGAUAAAUUAUCUUCCUUUUAUAGAAUUAGCGGAUAGAGAAUUCUAAAUUCUUAUUGGUUAACAUUUAUGUUAUAAUAUUAAUUGGACCCUGUACCAUGUUAACCAUUUCCGACUACCAAGUCAUUAAUUGGAUAAAAAAUUUCAUGUAUCUAUCUCGUAUGCUGCUACUAUAUAUACCAGUUGGUAGAAAAUUGUCAGGAAUGAUGUAUGAUUGACUAGACAAAUCUGGUUGCAAGAUCCUUUUUGAACCAUAAAGAGGGUAUAUUCUUGAUCGAAUCUAAUUGAUCCCGUUUUAUGUAUGUGAUGCAAAGGCAGUUUUAUUUUCUGCCAAAAUUUACCCCCAUUUUUAUCUUGAAUCUCAAAAUUAAUAUGCAUUUAGAAAUAUUGUUUCUGUUAUAAGUCAUCAAAUUUGUAUAAAAGUUUUUAUCGAAUACUUGAUUAUUGAAAAGUUAACUUGUUUUUAUUUUUGUAUAUAAUGCUUGCAGUUUGUUAUUUACAAUAAA